Ictalurus furcatus (blue catfish) is the source of this 1458-nucleotide messenger RNA. RefSeq lists its product as uncharacterized. The record is from RefSeq and is a predicted model, not a curated record. The coding region runs from base 125 to 400 and encodes 91 amino acids. NCBI's taxonomy places the organism in Eukaryota, Metazoa, Chordata, Actinopteri, Siluriformes, Ictaluridae. Gene Ontology annotation, molecular function: calcium ion binding. The transcript has 3 exons. Gene Ontology annotation, cellular component: perinuclear region of cytoplasm.
AAAAAAAAAAAAAAACCACUAGGAAAGACUUUGGGAUUCACGAAAGAGACACUUAAGGGCGUUGUACACACUCCUAGUCAGAGCAAGGCAGUACUACAAAACUUCAGCUUACAGAAUCGACAAGAUGGAGUCUGCUAUCAAGACCGUGGUUGGGCAGUUCGUGAGUUCGGCCCGUGGGAAAGAGAGUCUCAACAAGGACAGUUUCCAAAAGCUGGUCCAGCGUCAACUGGGGAACAUCAUGGCUGACACAGAUAGCUCAUCGUCAGUAAAGGAUAUGAUGCAAGGCCUGGACGAGAACCACGACGGGAAGGUCGGCUUCCAGGAGUACUUGACCCUGAUCGGCUACUUGGCCAAUUCACUGAGCGAAAGUAAAACUAAAACUCAGACCGCCACCAACUAAGACGUCAACAUGCGACAGCUGACCGACUCCGCCUUUGUGUACUCCACUAUUACUAUCAACCUGGCAAAGCAAGCCCAUUGUGUGUGCCAUCAAUAUUUUUUAUGCUUUUUUUUUUUUUAUUCAACUGCCUAAAUCAGUACUGACACGUCUACAAUGAUUAUUAACACCUCGUCCUGUGGAGAUUAAAUGUUAUCCAGUGUUCAUUUACUACCCACUAUAUGCCAAAAUGAUGUACAGUGCUCUCAGCCAUCACUCACAGUCUUAUGAGAAAUGCAGCAUAGCUGGGCUGAGCAUUGAUGCUACAAUGACUUUAAAUAUUGUUUUGUACUUUUGGAAAUAAAAAGUUUGUUCACUCUGCUCAGUCAACUGUCUGAAAUAUGGGACCAAAAUUCCUUUUUUUAAAAUGAUCUUUUCAGUGUGAAUUAUUAAAAAAUUAACCCUGGCAAAAUAAUUUUUUUUUUUUUUUCAAAUGAUUGAUAUUAUGAUUCUUCAGGAGCAAAUUAUACUAGCAUAACUACAUUGAAUAUCCUUCAUACUCUACUGUUACUCAGCUUUAAAUGAAAAUCUGGGAUUCAUUUAUUGACUGAGAGUAUAUGAAUUAUACAAUGUACAUUGUAAAUUGUUGUUUAAAAGCUUUUUUUUUUUGCUGCAAUUUCAGCUAAAUCUUCAUUUUACACCCAACGUAUAUAGAAGAGAAAGCUGCUUUUAUGCUACAUCUAGACUAGUUCUUUGCAAAAUAAUAUUCACGUAACGUUUGACCUUACAGUAAACACGGACAUAAUGAUUAUCAAGUUAGCAUCAGCAAUAAACCAUUUAUACAGUGGUUGGUGAGAAUCCAGACAACUGUUGUAUUACAUAAAUGUAAUACCGGUCUUGCUAUACAUGAGUCAUUUGCUCAUUAGCAUAUGGAGACUUUACUUUGGCACAUGCCCACACACAUACACACACACACACACACAAAGACACGUAUUGUAUUUCAACAGGCUAUGAAUCCAUGUCUUUUCUUGCAACCUGAUACCUUCCGCCUUCACAAUAAACAACUCUUUAAUUAAACACCA